AUGGAUAUGCAGGAGGAGGAGGACGAAAAUAUCAUUCAAAGGACUGAUGAAAGAUACAUGCCUGAGGAAGAGGAACUUCAUAUAAAGCUAGAGUAUAUUGACAAAUGGUGUCGAGAUUUAAAAAUACUUUAUCUUCAGAAUAAUCUAAUUCCAAAAAUUGAAAAUGUGGGCAAACUAAAGAAGCUGGAAUAUUUAAAUGUAGCUUUGAACAACAUUGAAAGAAUUGAAAAUCUGGAAGGCUGUGAAGAACUGAAGAAACUUGACUUAACAGCAAAUUUCAUUGGUGAACUCUCCAGUAUUGAAGCCCUAAAAUGUAAUAUACAUCUGAAGGAACUGUUUCUAGUGGGUAACCCAUGUACUGAAUUUGAAGGUUAUAGACAAUAUGUGGUAGCAACUCUUCCUCAAUUAAAAUGUUUGGAUAGUAAAGAAAUAGAACGUUCAGACAGGAUUCAAGCACUUCAAAAUUAUGCAGAAGUGAAACAAAAAAUCAGAGAACAGGAACAAGUUUACCUUCUCAAGCGGGCCAGAGAAAAAGAAGAAGCUCAAAGAAAAAUGCAAGAAAGAAAGGACAAGAAAGAAAACCAAAUGAAAUCUAAGCUUGGAUUUGACAGCCCAGACUCCCUACAGAACAAAGAAAACCAUCAUGCAGAAGGGGAUAGAGAACAAGAAAUGUGGAGAACAGUUGAAGAUGAUGAUGAAGACAGACGAUUUUGGGAGGAGCCUACACCGUAUACUCCAGAGUCUAGAUUAGAAACUCACAGAUAUAUUGAAGAAAAACGGAGAGCUAAAGACAAUAUAAGGGAAUCAAAAAAGAAAGAGAAGCCUCUUCGGACAUUGGUCACUGCAGAAGGAAAAGUUCUGAAUGUGAAUGUACCUAAGCUUCAUUUCUCUUUGAAAGAUGAUGAAGAAAACAACCAGAUCAUCUUGGAUCUUGCUGUUUACAGACAUUUGGACACAUCUCUGCUUGAUGUUGAUGUCCAGCCAACUUACAUACGAGUACUGGUGAAGGGAAAGGCAUUUCAGCUUGUGCUCCCUGAGGAAGUAAAGCCAGACAGCAGCUCUGCUAAAAGAUCCCAAACAACUGGUCAUUUAGUUGUCAGCAUGCCAAAGGCUAAAGAAAUAAUCCUGGCUAAGCAAAACAUAUCAACUUCAAUUAAACAUUCUGACUGCAACACACUGCAAAAAAAUGCAAGAAGCAUACAAGUUGAGAAAUUAGAAGUGGAUCCCACUAAAUAUUCAUUCCCUGAUGUGACAAAGAUAAUUCAAGGAAAGGAACGAAUUGGUCAGGGACCUAUUAGACUGAAACCAGAGAAGACUACAGAGACUAAGAAGUGUUAUGUUGAUUUUGAAAAUAAUGAUGAUGUUCCUCCCUUAAUUUGA
Messenger RNA from Charadrius vociferus (killdeer), 1380 nucleotides. It is a transcript of the gene DNAAF11, whose product is annotated as leucine rich repeat containing 6. Gene Ontology annotation, cellular component: cytoplasm. Gene Ontology annotation, molecular function: protein binding. The transcript is spliced from 12 exons. Gene Ontology annotation, biological process: outer dynein arm assembly. The record is from RefSeq and is a predicted model, not a curated record. The coding region runs from base 1 to 1380 and encodes 459 amino acids. NCBI's taxonomy places the organism in Eukaryota, Metazoa, Chordata, Aves, Charadriiformes, Charadriidae.